Messenger RNA from Podarcis raffonei (Aeolian wall lizard), 3505 nucleotides. RefSeq names its product oocyte zinc finger protein XlCOF6-like. Gene Ontology annotation, molecular function: DNA-binding transcription factor activity, RNA polymerase II-specific; RNA polymerase II cis-regulatory region sequence-specific DNA binding. Lineage: Eukaryota; Metazoa; Chordata; Lepidosauria; Squamata; Lacertidae. The transcript has 6 exons. The record is from RefSeq and is a predicted model, not a curated record. Bases 1147 to 3483 code for a protein of 778 amino acids. Gene Ontology annotation, biological process: regulation of transcription by RNA polymerase II.
GGACUAUUCUGUACACAAUUUCAAGGUAACAUUACACUUUAUUUCCGCUUUUUCUCACAUGGGACUCGAACUCACAACCUUGAGAUAAAGCACCUCACGCUCUACCGACUGAGUUAAGACAGCUCAGUGAUUUGCGAACACGGGGACACAGAUGUGAACAUCCCUAGAGAAGGGUGCAAAAAGCUUGUUCCCUGCUGCUCCAGAGCUAGGAAUGGACCAGAUCUCAUCGGGCUAAUCCAUUUGCCCCGACAGCUAAGAGCAGAACCUCCAGGAUCAGAAGCAGCGGGCUGCAAAUACGAGGGCAGGGGAAGCAGCAGGGCGGUCUCGCAGCCCUCGCCUUGCAAGGGGGCGCAUCCAGCCUUGCAGCCUCCCAGGGCCCAACCCACAGCCAGCGAGCUCCGAUGCUCAGAGAGGCAGGAAACGGGGCCAGCCAGGGGGACUCGAGAGCGGCUGCACUUUCCUGUCCCCCGCCGAGGAGAGCGGAGGAGCAGCGGGCAGUGGCCUGGCGAGUUUCCCCGGAGAGGAGCCAGAUUCCGGUGCAGGGACGGAGCGAGGAGUCCGAGCAGGGUGGCAUAAAAAUGGAAGAGCAGGGACCCAGGAGACCCAUUCAAAGGGAGAGACUGGAGUGCAAAGGAAGGAAACCUCCUGCCGGCCAAGUUGGGACCAUCAGGGAUCUUCUGCCUCGGGCAGAUUUAUGUCAAAUUAAGCAGGAGGCAGAGGAGGGGCAGCCGCAGCAGCACUGGGAGGCCCAGAAGCAGGAUUUCCUGAAGACGAUGCAGCCCCCUCGUUUAGGGUGGGAAACCCCACAGGCUCACAGUCCUCCCCACUCCGGGGAUGGUGUCCUCUCCUUCAGGGGAGCUGCGGGUGCCAGUCGGUGGCCCAGUGGGAGAGCAGGGGGGACAGACAAGACCCUGCUCCCAGACACUGAGGGGCUUCUGGGAAAGGAAGCUGCAACUUGCUCUGGAUUCUGCACUCCUCAGGAAGCUGAACCUGCAAACCUAGCUGAGACUGAACCUGCAACCCUGGCCAGGAUGGAAGGAGGAAGAUGGACAGGUGACCUGGUCAGGCUGUCUCCCGCAUCCCUCCCCACAACCUCUGAGCAUUCCCUCCCAGGACCCUUGGAGAAAUCUGCAGGGUGGCAUAAAAAUGGAAGAGCAGGGACCCAGGAGACCCAUUCAAAGGGAGAGACUGGAGUGCAAAGGAAAGAAACCUCCUGCCGGCCAAGUUGGGACCAUCAGGGAUCUUCUGCCUCGGGCAGAUUUAUGUCAAAUUAAGCAGGAGGCAGAGGAGGGGCAGCCGCAGCAGCACUGGGAGGCCCAGAAGCAGGAUUUCCUGAAGACGAUGCAGCCCCCUUGUUCAGGGUGGGAAACCCCACAGGCUCCCAGUUCUCCCCACUCUGGGGAUGGUGUCCUCUCCUUCAGGGGAGCUGCGGGUGCCAGUCGGUGGCCCAGUGGGAGAGCAGGGGGGACAGACAAGACCCUGCUCCCAGACACUGAGGGGCUUCUGGGAAAGGAAGCUGCAACUUGCUCUGGAUUCUGCGCUCCUCAGGAAGCUGAACCUGCAACCCUGGCCAGGAUGGAAGGAGGAAGAUGGACGCUUGACCUGGUCAGGCUGUCUCCCGCAUCCCUCCCCACAACCUCUGAGCAUUCCCUCCCAGGACCCUUGGAGAAAUCUGACUCCCAAACAGGUGAGGAAGAUGAAAGUCAGAAUUCUAUGAAGCCACAUGUGAAUUUAUGGGGGAAAACAAAGAAAUUGAGGAUACAACAAAAAAGUCACAAAAGAAAGAAACUAUUUGAAUGUACGGCAUGUGGAAAGAGCUUCAGUGAAAGUGGAAAACUUCGAAUACACCAACGAACUCACACAGGGGAGAAACCAUUUGAAUGUAGGGAGUGCGAUAAGAGCUUCAGUCGAAGUGGGGCGCUUAGAUUACAUCAACAAACUCACACCGGGGAAAAACCAUUUGAAUGUGUGGAUUGUGGAAAGAGCUUCGGUCGAAAUGAUAUACUUAGAAUACACCAACAAACUCAUACAGGGGAGAAACCAUUUAAAUGUAUUGAAUGUGGAAAGAGCUUCAGUACAACUAGUAAACUUAGAAUACACCAACGAACUCACACAGGGGAGAAACCAUUUAAAUGCAUUGAAUGUGAAAAGAGCUUCAAUGAAAGUCAAACACUUAGAGUACACCAACGAAUUCAUAAGGGGGAGAAACCAUUUGAAUGUGUGGAUUGUGGAAAGAGCUUCAGUCGAAGUGGAACACUUAGAAUACACCGACGAGCUCACACAGGGGAGAAACCAUUUAAAUGUAUUGAAUGUGGAAAGAGCUUCAGUCGAAAUGAUACACUUAGAAUACACCAACAAACUCACACAGGGGAGAAACCAUUUAAAUGUAUGGAGUGUGGUAAGAGCUUUAGUGAUAGUGGAAAUCUUAGAAUACACCAAAGAAUUCACACAGGGGAGAAACCAUUUGAAUGUUUUGAGUGUGGAAAGAGCUUCAGUGAAAGUGGAGCACUUAGAAGACACCAACGAACUCACACAGGGGAGAAACUAUUUGAAUGUUUUGAGUGUGGAAAGAGCUUCAGUGAAAGUGGAUACCUUAGAAAACAUCAACGAACUCACACAGGGGAGAAACUAUUUGAAUGUUUUGAGUGUGGAAAGAGCUUCAGUGAAAGUGGAUACCUUAGAAAACAUCAACGAACUCACACGGGGGAGAAACCAUUUAGAUGUAUUGAAUGUGGAAAGAGCUUCAGUCGAAAUGAUACACUUAGAGUACACCAACAAACUCACACAGGGGAGAAACCAUUUAAAUGUGUUGAAUGUGGAAAGAGCUUCAGUACAAGUGGGAAACUUAGAAUACACCAACAAACUCACACAGGGGAGAAACCAUUUAAAUGUGUUGAAUGUGGAAAGAGCUUCAGUACAAGUGGGAAACUUAGAAUACAUCAGCGAACUCACACAAGGGAGAAACCGUUUCAAUGUAUGGAAUGUGGAAAGAGCUGCCGUCAAAAUGAAGCACUUAGAAUACACCAACAAACUCACACAGGGGAAAAACCAUUUAAAUGUAUUGAAUGUGGAAAGAGCUUCAGUCAUUAUGGAAACCUUAGAAUACAUCAACGAACUCACACAGGGGAGAAACCAUUUAAAUGUAUUGAAUGUGGAAAGAGCUACAGUCAAAGUGGAUCACUUAGAAUACACCAACAAACUCACACAGGGGAGAAACCAUUUAAAUGUAUUGAAUGUGGAAAGAGCUACAGUCAAAGUGGAUCACUUAGAAUACACCAACAAACUCACACAGGGGAGAAACCAUUUAAAUGUAUUGAAUGUGGAAAGAGCUACAGUCGAAGUGGAUCACUUAGAAUACACCAACAAACUCACACAGGGGAGAAACCAUUUAAAUGUAUUGAAUGUGGAAAGAGCUUCAGUGAAAGUGGAGCACUUAGAAGACAUCAACUAACUCACACAGGGGAAAAAUCACAGAUACUUUAAUAAACUGUAUAGGUGUUCUUUA